Vollenhovia emeryi is the source of this 2877-nucleotide messenger RNA. RefSeq names its product histone-lysine N-methyltransferase E(z) (gene E(z)). Gene Ontology annotation, molecular function: histone H3K27 methyltransferase activity; protein binding. Gene Ontology annotation, biological process: chromatin remodeling. The coding region runs from base 478 to 2766 and encodes 762 amino acids. The transcript has 12 exons. The record is from RefSeq and is a predicted model, not a curated record. Lineage: Eukaryota; Metazoa; Arthropoda; Insecta; Hymenoptera; Formicidae.
CGAGCGCGGAGCGACUAUCGAUAUCCGCGCGAGUCGAUAAUCGAGUGAUCGAGAGUGAAAGUCUACGGCGCCCUACGCUGUGCGUUUGUGCGUUGUCGCACAUUUUUCCCAAGUACCGCGAUAGACGCGUAUCCGUCGGGCGUGAGGCUCGUCGAGACGUUGGAGCAAUCGGCCCCGAGGUUUCCCCCGUGAAUACGCGCGCGGCAACCUGCGAGCGUACGAGGCGAACCGCCAUUGCGUUACCUCCGGUAACCUCAAAGUACCGUGAACGCGCUCUGUUUUCUCCUCUCUCUCUCUCUCUCCGCGUCUUGGGGCUCUGCUUUUCUACCUCUCGAGAAAAUGCGCAGACCCUCCGUAACUUUGGUCGCCGGAGACGCCGGGGCUCCUGCUCGAAGGUUGUUCUAAGUCCCUCGCGCCCCUCGGCAAUUUUGUGCUGUUUGACGCGCAACUGAGGACGAACUGUGUAUUUACGUUACUAUGUCGAAGGCCAAAGUCUCCGCGGAGUGGAGGAAGAGGGUGAAAUCGGAGUACAUGCGGCUGCGGCAGAUGAAACGGUACAAGCGCGCGGACGAGGUCAAGAUCGCGUGGAACCAGAAUCGCAAGGUUAUGACGGAUCUUCUUAUGGCGGAACAAAAGCGCUGGACGGACGGGAAGGCAAUGUGGCUGGCGAUGCAAGACGUCCCGCCGCAUGUUUCCUGCAUGAAGAAGGCAGAGAUUACCAGUCCCGACGGCGACGUGCAAAGUUGUCCCGUGAAAAUCGUUAACGCGGUAACGCCUAUACCAACCAUGUACACGUGGGCCCCCAUUCAGCAGAACUUUAUGGUGGAGGACGAGACCGUUUUGCACAACAUUCCUUACAUGGGCGACGAGAUCUUGGAUCAGGACGGCACUUUUAUCGAGGAGCUCAUAAAGAAUUAUGACGGAAAGGUCCACGGCGACAGGGAGUCUGGUUUCAUGGACGAUUCUAUCUUCGUUGAUUUGGUGAACGCUCUGCUGAAUUACGAGAGAGACGACAAGGACCGGGAGCAGACGAGGAAAGGGAAAGAGUCGUUGAAAGAGAAAGAGAAUCAAAAGGAAAACGAGAAGAAGGACGUCGAGAAGUCCGAGAACAAGACGGAGAAAACUGACGGUGGGAAGGCAGCUCCGUUUCCGUCAAUGCAUAUAUUCAAUGCGAUAUCGAGCAUGUUCCCCGAUAAAGGCAGACCGGAAGAGUUGAAGGAGAAAUAUAUCGAACUGACAGAGAGAUCUGACCCAAACGUUUUACCGCCGGAAUGCACGCCUAACAUAGACGGUAUAAAUGCAAGGAGCGUACCUAGGGAACAGACGAUGCAUUCUUUCCAUACUCUGUUCUGCAGGAGAUGCUUCAAGUACGACUGCUUCUUACAUCCAGCCAGGGGGACCUCGCCGCAAGGUCUUCAAGUUUGCCAUCCAGGUCCGAAUUUGCUGAAGCGGAAAGGACCCGAUUUGAAACCGUUUUCGGAGCCGUGUGGAGCGGAAUGUUACAUGCAUUUGGAGGGGAUGAAGGAGAAGCUGGCAGCACAGGCAGCGGACACAAAAGAGGAAGAAGGCGACGAGAAACGCGGUGGCCCUAGGAAGGUGCGAAAACAAGCGAGCGUCGAUUCUGGAAACGAAGCAAGCAGCGAGGACAGCAACGAUAGCAAUAAGUACGGACAAGGAGGCAGUUGUCAAGACUUUAAGCAAAACGUUAACAAAAACUGCAAGCCCGAGGAAAUAAUGGAGGACCAGGCGCAGCCUGAGAAUCAGACACCCUUCACGCUAUUAGGAAUUGGCAAACGACUUAAGACGGAAAGCGAAUUUUCAUGGACAGGCUCGGAACAGAGCUUAUUCCGAGCACUUCACAAAGCCUUCCCUGGCAAUCCGUGCGCGCUGGCGCAAAUCAUGUUGACGAAAACCUGCCAAGAGGUGUACGAGUUCGCGCAGAAAGAGGCUUCGGACAUUCCCGCUAUAGAGAACCUGAAAGACUUCACACCGCCGCGAAAGAAGAAGAAGAAGCACCGAUUAUGGUCCAUGCAUUGCAGGAAGAUACAACUGAAAAAAGACUCCGGUGCUAAUCACGUGCAUAAUUUCGCGCCUUGCGACCAUCCGGGUCGUCAGUGCGACAACUCGUGUCCCUGCAUCCAGGCGCAGAACUUUUGCGAGAAAUUCUGCCAGUGUAGCAGCGAGUGCCAGAAUCGAUUUCCCGGUUGUAGAUGUAAAGCUCAGUGCAACACGAAACAAUGCCCGUGUUACUUGGCCGUGAGGGAAUGUGACCCGGAUCUUUGUCAAACGUGUGGCGCUGAUCAGUUCCAUAUCACUAAGAUAUCCUGCAAGAAUGUCAGCGUACAACGUGGUCUUCAUAAGCAUCUCCUGAUGGCACCAUCAGAUGUAGCAGGUUGGGGGAUUUUCCUGAAAGAAUCAGCCGCGAAAAAUGAAUUUAUCUCAGAGUAUUGCGGCGAAAUUAUCAGUCAAGAUGAAGCCGAUAGGAGAGGAAAGGUAUACGAUAAGUAUAUGUGCAGUUUUCUCUUCAACCUCAACAACGAUUUUGUUGUUGACGCGACAAGAAAGGGGAAUAAAAUAAGAUUCGCCAAUCAUUCGAUAAAUCCCAAUUGUUAUGCGAAAGUAAUGAUGGUAAACGGUGACCACAGAAUAGGUAUCUUCGCCAAAAGAGCAAUCCAACCUGGCGAAGAAUUGUUUUUCGACUACAGAUAUGGACCAACGGAACAACUUAAAUUUGUCGGUAUCGAGCGGGAAAUGGAGUUUCUUUAAGGAUUUAUAUUUUAUAUGUAUAACCACGCAUAUAUAAAUGAUCUGUUAAACAGAUGCAUACAGCUGAAGUAUUGAGAAUAAAAUAAACACUUGUCUGACUCGUUUCUAAAA